AUGGUGGUGCUCAAGGGCGUCCCCACGCUCCUGUCCCCAGAGCUCCUCUUCACCCUGGCGAGAAUGGGGCACAGAGAUGAGAUCGUUCUUGCACACAUGAACUUCCCCAGCAGCUCCAUGUGCAGAGGCGGCCCGGAGGAGAUCCGUGCCGACAGUCUGGGCAUCCCCCAGCUCUCAGAGGCAGUGCUGCAGCUGCUACCCCUGGACACCUACGUGCAGAGCCCGGCUAUGGUCAUGGAGCUGAUGCCCAGCGACCGGAAGAGGGGCCUGCUGACCCCAGUGUGGACGAGCUACCAGUCCAUCCUCUCCAGGGCUGGCUAUGAGGGCUCCCUGGGGAUGGUGGAGAGGUUUGCGUUUUAUGAGCGGGCAAAAAAGGCUUUUGCUGUUGUGGCAACUGGCUCUGAGCAAUCAAGCCUCGAAUGGUUCCCCGCACCCCCACCCCCUCUGCUUCAGGUCAUGAGAACAGCCACAGUUACCCAAAGGGCAGGGGAUGGAAGGUUCUGCGGGAACAACUGCGUUAGACUAGAUCUGGACCCUUUGUCUUGUGGGAAGGGAAGGACCCUCUCUGAGGGGUGCAGCCAAGUUCUCUGUGGGCAGGAUCUGGAGGUAGGGUGGGGUGGGGAGGCACUGCUUUUUUCCUACAAGUUCUCCAACCUCAGGCACAUCCUCAAUAAGAUCAAGGUCCCCAACUGCUUCGUUUCCCUGCUUCCUCCAUUCAAGACUGCCUCGGCCAUGAGGAUGUUUUCCAUCAACCUGUUCACUGAUGGAUUUUGCCACCACUGA
Cervus elaphus (red deer) is the source of this 783-nucleotide messenger RNA. Its product is annotated as fucose mutarotase-like. NCBI's taxonomy places the organism in Eukaryota, Metazoa, Chordata, Mammalia, Artiodactyla, Cervidae. The transcript is spliced from 2 exons. Gene Ontology annotation, molecular function: racemase and epimerase activity, acting on carbohydrates and derivatives; fucose binding. Gene Ontology annotation, biological process: fucose metabolic process. The coding region runs from base 1 to 783 and encodes 260 amino acids. The record is from RefSeq and is a predicted model, not a curated record.